Molecule: messenger RNA, 3895 nt
Organism: Otolemur garnettii (small-eared galago)
Lineage: Eukaryota; Metazoa; Chordata; Mammalia; Primates; Galagidae
Gene: ZNF197
Product: zinc finger protein 197
Exons: 5
Coding region: 226-3318 (1030 amino acids)
Biological process (GO): regulation of transcription by RNA polymerase II
Molecular function (GO): RNA polymerase II cis-regulatory region sequence-specific DNA binding; DNA-binding transcription factor activity, RNA polymerase II-specific
Source: RefSeq, a predicted model, not a curated record
AGUAGGCUUCUGACAGAGGAAGCACUCUUCCGAACCUAGAACCUUGCAUUCACAGAGUUUCUCUUUAUUGGUGGGAGUUCACUAGGGUCUGGAAAGCUUGGUUAUUUCUCUGGGUUAACUUUUAACCAUGAUUUCUUGAGGUCUUGUAGAUGAUAUUCUCCAGAUUCUCAGAAGGAAGUCAAGAGUUAAGGAGACUUGGAGAGGAACCUUUCUUAAAAGACAACAAUGACAAGAGAAAAUUGGGCCCACAGUGCUCUGAGACAAGAAGGUCUUGUGAAAGGAAAGGAUGAUACCUGGAAAUGGGGAACCAGCUUCCAAGGUAGCAGCUCUUCUGUUUGGGAGACCUCCCACCUGCACUUUAGACAGUUACGUUACCAUGAGACAUCUGGACCCCAGGAGGCUCUGAGCCGCCUCCGGGAACUCUGUCGCCGGUGGCUGAGGCCAGAAGCACGCACCAAGGCACAGAUCUUGGAGCUGUUGGUGCUGGAGCAGUUUCUGAGCAUCCUUCCUGGGGAGAUUCGGACCUGGGUGCAGCUCCAUCGCCCUGGGAGUGGCGAGGAGGCUGUGGCCCUGGUAGAGGAGCUGCAGAAAGACCUUGAUGGACCAGCACUAAAAGUGAGGAAGGUUCCAGUCUUUGUCAAGGAUCAGGAAAUUCUUCAGGAGAUGAGCACUCUAGGAACAAUACCUCCUAUACCCACUGGCAGUCACAUAGCAGCUGAAAUUUGCCCCAGUCUUACUGAACAAAUGGUGUUCAACCUCCAGGAUCCUCAACAUGAUUCUCCUGCCCAUGAAGCUGCUAACCUUUCCCAAGAAGAGAACCCAAGAAAUCAAUUAAUGGCACUUAUGCUCCUAACAGCUCAGCCCCAGGAAUUGGUGAUGUUUGAGGAGGUGUCAGUGUGCUUCACUUCAGAGGAAUGGGCUUGUCUAGGCCCAAUUCAGAGGGCCUUGUACUGGGACGUUAUGCUGGAGAAUUAUGGAAAUGUGACCUCCCUAGAAUGGGAGAGCAUGAUCGAGAAUGAGGAAGUGACAUCAAAGCCAAGUAUUUCUCAAAGAGCAGACUCUCAGAAGGGAACAUCAAAAAGACUUCAAGGAGGUGUUCCCCAGGUCCCUGAUUUUGAGGAAGAGUGUGAAUGGCAAGUUUUGUCAAGUCAGUGGGAAAAUGAAAUGGGGGGAAAGACAGAUACUGUGAAGAAAAGUUCCCUUUGUGAACAGGACAGGAAGAAAAGAACUGCUCCACCAGAAAAACAAGGCCAAAUGUGGAAAGAAUUUGGAGAAAGCGUGACUUUAGAUUCAGCUAUUUCUGAAAGUUUAGUAGGUACUGAAGGAAAGAAGUUUUAUAGAUGUGAUAUAUGUUGUAAACAUUUCAACAAAAUCUCCCACCUUAUAAACCAUCGGAGAAUCCACACUGGUGAGAAACCUCAUAAAUGUAAGGAGUGUGGAAAAGGCUUUAUUCAGCGCUCAAGCCUACUCAUGCAUUUACGGAACCAUUCUGGGGAGAAACCUUAUAAAUGUAAUGAAUGUGGGAAAGCAUUUUCUCAAAGUGCUUACCUUCUAAACCAUCAGAGAAUUCACACUGGGGAGAAACCUUACAAAUGCAAGGAGUGUGGAAAGGGCUUCUAUAGACACUCAGGCCUUAUUAUACAUCUAAGGCGCCAUUCAGGGGAGAGACCUUAUAAGUGUAAUGAGUGUGGGAAAGUUUUUUCUCAGAAUGCUUACCUCAUUGACCAUCAAAGACUCCACAAAGGGGAAGAACCUUAUAAAUGUAAUAAGUGUCAGAAAGCUUUCAUUCUAAAGAAGAGCCUCAUUCUGCACCAGAGAAUCCACUCUGGGGAAAAACCCUAUAAAUGUGAUGAAUGUGGAAAAACCUUUGCUCAGACCACUUACCUUGUUGACCAUCAACGACUCCACAGUACAGAGAACCCUUAUAAGUGUAAAGAAUGUGGAAAAGUUUUUAUUCGAAGUAAAAGCCUCCUCUUACACCAGAGAGUCCACACAGAAAAAAAAACCUUUGGUUGUAAAAAGUGUGGGAAGAUUUUCAGUUCUAAAUCAAACCUCAUUGACCAUAAGAGGAUGCACAGCAGAGAGAAACCCUAUAAAUGCUCUGAAUGUGGGAAAGCCUUCACUCAGAGUGCUUACCUUUUUGACCACCAGAGACUCCACAAUGGGGAGAAGCCUUAUGAAUGUAAUGAAUGUGGGAAAGUUUUUAUUCUGAAAAAGAGCCUCAUCUUACAUCAAAGGUUCCACACUGGAGAGAAUCUCUAUGAAUGUAAGGAUUGUGGGAAGGUCUUUGGUUCUAACAGAAACCUCAUUGAUCACGAGAGGCUCCAUAAUGGGGAGAAGCCAUAUGAAUGUCGAGAGUGUGGGAAAACCUUUAUAAUGAGCAAAAGUUUCAUGGUCCAUCAGAAACUCCAUACGCAAGAGAAAGCCUACAAAUGUGAGGAUUGUGGGAAGGCUUUCAGCUAUAAUUCAAGCUUGCUUGUACAUCGGAGAAUCCACACUGGAGAAAAGCCUUUUGAAUGUAGUGAAUGUGGAAGAGCUUUCAGUUCAAACAGAAACCUUAUUGAACAUAAGAGAAUCCACAGUGGUGAGAAACCCUAUGAGUGUAAUGAGUGUGGCAAAUGUUUCAUUCUGAAGAAAAGCCUCAUUGGACAUCAGAGAAUUCACACAAGGGAAAAAUCUUAUAAAUGCAAUGACUGUGGGAAAGUCUUCAGUUACCGCUCAAACCUUAUAGCCCAUCAGAGAAUCCACACUGGUGAGAAGCCCUAUGCAUGUAAUGAAUGUGGGAAAGGCUUUACUUACAACAGAAACCUUAUUGAACAUCAGAGAAUUCACAGUGGGGAAAAAACCUAUGAAUGUCAUAUAUGUAGAAAAGUUCUUACCUCUAGCAGAAAUCUUAUGGUACAUCAAAGAAUCCAUACUGGAGAGAAACCUUAUAAAUGUGAUGAGUGUGGAAAAGACUUUAGUCAGAAUAAAAAUCUUGUUGUACAUCAGAGAAUGCACACUGGGGAAAAACCUUAUGAGUGUGAGAAGUGUAGGAAGUCCUUUACUUCUAAGAGGAAUUUAGUUGGCCACCAGAGAAUCCACACAGGAGAGAAACCCUAUGGGUGUAAUGAUUGUAGUAAAGUUUUUAGGCAAAGAAAAAACCUUACCGUACAUCAGAAAAUUCAUACAGAUGAAAAACCUUGUGAAUGUGAGGAGUCUGAAAAAGAGUACUCUCAGACUUCAAAAAUUCAUGUUCCACAAAAAAUCCAUACUGUGGAGGAAUUCUCUUGGCUACAAAAUGCCAAUGAGUCCAAGGUAGACAUUCAGAAAAUCUAAUGUCAUAUGUAAAAUGGAGUAUUAAUUCCUGACUAAGUAAUUGUUGGAGGGAUGAUAAAUAUUUCUUCUAAGGAAAAAUACUUAAGAUCAGCGCUUUCAUAGACAAAUGAGUUGCAUAUAGAAAAAAGUUAAUCUAGACUUUUAAGUCUAUAAAAUAAACACAAUUCAAAUCUAUAACAUUGUAGGUAUAAAUGAUAGCAAAAAUGUCUUUGUAUUAAGAAGUGGACAUUGUUUCUGAAAAUAUAUAUAAUAUGCAUUUUAAAGAUAGCAACACUGCAAUAGAAAGUCUAUAUAAACACAUGGUCCAGAAUGUGAAAUGGGGAGUUGGGUGAAUAAGAGUCUGCUGUUUGAACACAACCUAAGAAGAGCACUGGAUGUGGAAUCAAAAGACCUAGGUUUGUGUCUGGCUUUUUCUUAUUACCUAUCUGAUGUUAUUAAGUGAGCCUCUAAGCGUCAAUUUCUCUGUCAGUCAAAUGUUGACAUAUCACGUACCUCACAGGGUUGCUGUGAGUGUUAAAUGAAAGGAUAUUUGUAAAAGAACUUUGUGAAAUUAUUCAGUUGUCAAUUAAAUUAGAUA